AUGGAGAAGGAAACAGAUGGGCUGAAUGGCACCUCGAUUUCAUCUGAAGACAUUCUCAUGGACAUACUUGGAUAUUAUGAUGAAGUGUCUGAAGAUUGUUGUGUGGAGAAAGAAAUUAGUGAGUGUCAUAGCACUGAAUGCCAGAAUGACAAUGAUUAUGCUGAGGAUGUUUAUUCUGAUGAUGAGCAAGAAUACACUAUCUGUGAUCUUGAUUCUUAUGCGGUCAAUGCAGACAUGGAUUAUGCGGAAUAUAACUGCACAGAAGAUGUGUCACACAAUGGCCCUGAUGAGAGGAUGAAUCAGAAUGAUGAUUUGAAUAUCAAUGAAUUCUAUUUGGUCCAAGAAAGACUAAAAUGUGCUCCACUUGCAUGUUUGUACGAUGACUCUGAAACUUAUUGUGAACGUAGCACAAAUCAUAACGCAAAUGAAUUGUCAGUGAAAACAUCUUCCCUUGAUGAUCAACCUGGAUCUACUGCAUGUAUAAUCAGUGAUAUUGAUGAUCAACAUGAACAUACCGAAUUUACAGUUAACGAGUCUACUAAAUGUACAUCCAACGAAUCUAUUGCAUGCACAAUCAAUGAGAAUACAUCUGAUAAUCAAUAUGAACCUAUCGAAUACACAAUCAACGAAUCUCUUGAUGAUCAAUGUGAAUCUACUGAAUGCACAAUCAAUGAGCAUGCACUUGAGCGGGUAUCUACUGAUAUUCAAGGCAUGUCUGAGAAGGAAGCAGAACUAAGAGACCAGGUUGUUGAGAUAUUUUGCUCUACGCCUAAGAUUGAUGCAAAUAAUAUUCUUUUUGAUAGGAUGACGGUCAACCGCAUUUGUAUUGAUGAAGCCAUAUUUGUCAGUGCUGAUGAGUAUGAAAAUACAAAUGCACAAAGGAAGACAAAGAAAGAUCACUCAAUUAAUAAUGAUGAUACAAAGUGUACUGAUAGUCGAAUGUACAGCUUUAGUAAGGAAGAUGCGUUAACAAGUGAAUUGAACACAGAUGUGACAAUGGAUGAGGAAACCAUGAAGGUUUUCAAAGAAAUGGAGAAACGCACAUCAGAGGUGGAUUCAUCAUGUGCUAGUGUCUCCGGAGAUGUGCCACGUCAAAAGUUUGUGAUUGACCAGGAGGAGGUUUUCCUGAAGAUUGAGGAUGUGAUUAGACUGAAUGACUUAAAGCACAGGAAUCUAAUUGGAAAGAUGCACAAAAAAGGAAGAAAUGGUAGAUACCAAUACAACUGGUUUACCCUGAGAAAGAAUUUCUUUACUUGCUACAGUAGGAAGGGAUGGAGGAUGGUGCCUGGGGCAUUGCUUGAAAAUGACGGAAACCUGAAAGAUCCUGAGCAGGACAUGUUUUUCCUGAAGAGGAAGUAUACCCUUGAUCUGUUGUGCACAAAGAUAUAUCUGUUGAAUAAGAAGAAGUGGUAUGGCUGUAUCUCUGCAAACUCCUGGACUGAAGAUGGGCUCAUUGACAUUACUGAAGAUACAAAGAUAAUGAAAAUAGUACCUGUGAAAAGACACUUUGUGGUUGUGUUGAAGAAGAACCUUGUGAAGACCGAGAUCCACAUGAAAGAGCUUAGCUUUAUGCUAAAGAAUGGGGAUGCCACUUACUUUUAUAAGUCAAAAUGCAUUGAUACCUUUCUUAGCUGGAUUAUUGCAUUUGCAUUCAGACAGGGAAGAAUCGCAUGUAAUAUUGGCUAG
This is a messenger RNA of Ordospora colligata OC4, 1686 nucleotides long. RefSeq lists its product as uncharacterized. The record is from RefSeq and is a predicted model, not a curated record. Lineage: Eukaryota; Fungi; Microsporidia; Ordosporidae. The transcript has a single exon. The coding region runs from base 1 to 1686 and encodes 561 amino acids.